CUCCUCUCAUUCUUUGACCCGAUAGACUUCCGUCUCAUCAGAAACUUAUCCCUCCAUCUCUUUCUCUCUCCUAUAUUCCUCAUACCAUGUGAAGCCGUUUUUAAACGGUUAAACCCCAACCCCAACCUCAAAGGCUCAAACAAAACCUCCUCCGGUGAACGCCGCCACCGACGAUGUCGCCGGUAUUGUCCUGCGGCCUGGAGUGGGUGGUGUGCGUGGGAUGCGCCCGCUGGGCCUGGCGGCGGUGCACCCACGCCGGCGCCCGCGACAGCGCCGCCUGGUCCCCCGCCUCCCCCGCCGACUUCGCCCCCGUUCCCCGCGUCUGCCGCGCCGUCCUCGCCUCCUACGAGCCCGACCUCGCCCGGCCCCGCUGGGCCCCCGCCCGCCCCGGCGGCUACCUCAUGGACCCCGCCGCCGUCGCCAAGCGCACCUCCCACCCCGAUACCGCCGGUCGCUGCCCUCCCUACAUGAUCUACCUCGACCACGCCGCCCGCGAGGUCGUCCUCGCCGUCCGCGGCCUCAGCCUCGUCCGCGACGCGGACUACCGCCUCCUCCUCGACGGCCACCCCGGCUCGUCGCCCUUCGACGGCGGCUACGUCCAUCGCGGCCUCCUACGGGCCGCCGUCUGGCUGCUCAACCGCGAGGCCGACACCAUCUGCCGCCUCCUCCGGGAGAACGGGCCAGAUUAUAGCCUCGUGCUCGCCGGGCACUCGCUGGGGGCCGGGGUGGCGGCGCUUAUGGCGGUGGUCGUGGUGAACCACCUCGACCGGUUCGGGGGUAUCCCGAGGAGCCGGGUCAGGUGCUAUGCCAUCGCGCCCGCCAGGUGUAUGUCGUUGGAUCUCGCGAUCAAGUAUGCGGAUGUGAUCCACUCCGUAGUGCUGCAGGAUGAUUUUUUGCCAAGAACACCAACCCCCUUGGAGCAUAUUUUUGGAUCUAUUUUCUGCUUGCCAUGUUUAUUAUUUUUCGUUUGCAUGAGAGAUACAUUUGUAUCGGAAGAUAAAAAGCUUAAAGAUCCAACGAGGCUUUAUGCUCCUGGUCGAAUGUAUCACAUCGUCGAGAGAAAAUUUUGCAGAUGUGGGAGAUUCCCUCCUGAGGUGAGAACUGCUAUUCCAGUUGAAGGAAGAUUCGAGCAUAUUGUUCUGUCAUGCAAUGCAAUAUUUGAUCAUGGGAUUAUUUGGAUAGAGCGAGAAGCAGAGAGGGCUUUAGAGAUCAUGAAUGAAAGAGCUGAGGAAACAACUCCUCCAACACAGCAAAGGAUGGAGAGACAAUCUCUUGACAUGGAACACAAGGAUGCACUGGAAAGAGCAAUGAGCUUGAAACUGCUGCAUGAUGUGGCUCCAGCUGAAGAACCCUCUCUUGACGUGGGCCCCUCAACCAGUGAUGAAGUAACCUCAACCAGCGACUCCACAUCUAGUGGGAGAACCAUUUGGGAUGAUCUGGUGGAGCAGCUCUUAGACGACGAUGAAUCUGGGGAUCCCAUCUUGAAAGAAGAUUCUAGUUUUAGUUCUACAAUGUCGGAUCCUUUAAUAGAACGAUGACUUCGAAAUGUUUGUUAUCAGGUAAAACAGAGUUCUGCACUACAUCAUUCUUUUCUCAAACAUAGUCUAACAAAGAAAGUGAAGCAGAUAUUACUUUAACUGGAGGUCCAACCGUAGGAAUCUGUUCUUUGUCAUGCAAAUCAUUCUAACGUUGUGUAUAAGAGAAUUUUCCCCCCACUUUUCUGGUAUAUAUUUCUCAUACCAUUGAGCUAUUGAAUAACAUUGAGUUUUUAAGCAAUUAUGAACUCUCAUACACGGUAUCCUGAUGUUUACAUUCAUUUUGUGUGUCUUGAAUCUGGUUUCACUCUGUUCUUUGGUUCUGCACUUGCUUAAGCUUGUGAUUGUUCUCUCUUCCUUUGUAAUUUUCUUUAUCCAUUUGUACUAUCACCAUUUCAUUUGCUGAAUGAAAGUGAUUAGCACUUUGCC
This is a messenger RNA of Phoenix dactylifera (date palm), 1964 nucleotides long. RefSeq lists its product as uncharacterized. The record is from RefSeq and is a predicted model, not a curated record. Lineage: Eukaryota; Viridiplantae; Streptophyta; Magnoliopsida; Arecales; Arecaceae. Gene Ontology annotation, biological process: lipid catabolic process.